Poecilia latipinna (sailfin molly) is the source of this 4871-nucleotide messenger RNA. Its product is annotated as prospero homeobox protein 1-like. The transcript is spliced from 4 exons. The record is from RefSeq and is a predicted model, not a curated record. Bases 337 to 2064 code for a protein of 575 amino acids. Lineage: Eukaryota; Metazoa; Chordata; Actinopteri; Cyprinodontiformes; Poeciliidae. Gene Ontology annotation, cellular component: nucleus. Gene Ontology annotation, molecular function: RNA polymerase II cis-regulatory region sequence-specific DNA binding; DNA-binding transcription factor activity, RNA polymerase II-specific. Gene Ontology annotation, biological process: regulation of transcription by RNA polymerase II.
AUAAAACAAACAAAAUGCAAAUAAAGUAUAAAAAUGUAAUAAUUGAAUCCAAGGAUAAUUUUUUUGAGGUGGGUCUAUGUGUGUCAGGCGUGUGUUAGACCACACCUCCAGUUCUUUGAGGGGCUUUUAGCAGAUUCACUACAGAUAAAUAAUUGCCCCAUCCUCCUGCGAGCUUCAAAACCCUCCGUGGUCUCUUAGUGCACCUCUCAGGCACGCCAUUAGUUCUUUAUUACGACUCUGGCUCGGUGAGUAUGACGAAUAAAAAUGCUUAUAUUCAUAACGAAGCAUCACAUUGUUAAUUAUCACAUUUCCCCCACUCUUUUCAGGCUGUGAAGCAUGAGUUUCUGGAGCAAAGGUAUGUGUUCUUCCAGCGACGUCUGCCUGGCCGGCUGCACCGCAGAGCAUCUGCCCCCCAGUCACCCUGACCCGCCGCCAUCAAAUUUAGGUGGUUUUUACACCUCACACAAAGACGGCAAGAACAUCAAGGGACUGAUUCACAGGAUUGAAAACACUGCUUUGGGUUUAUCGUGUUCCGUCCCGGUGGAGUAUAAUCUGUCCACAGGGAGCACAAGAACACCUUUGUCUCCUGCUUUUUCCAGUCAUUACGACUGGAGUCUCAACAGCGGCCGCCAAGCCAAGCGUGCCAGAGUUGAGAACAUCAUCAAAGGUAUAACCUGCACAGAUGUGGCGCCAAAUCAGCAUGAGGAGACCGGCUGCGUGCGGGAGGGAGAAGAAAGGGUCGAAGUGUCGGCUUUACAUCAGAGACACGUGGAAGCGAGUGGAACUGAAAGCCUCAGCGAAAGCCACCGGUACCUCAGAGAGGUUAGGACGAAGUUCAGUCCCAUCUGCGAAGAUGAGAAGUUUCCCAGAUGGAGUGUUUCGUCUGAAGCAUCUACAGACGAGGUACUUUCCAAGUCCUGCAGCGAGUCUGAAAGCAGUCCAGGUAAAAUUCAUCAGGAAUGGAAGAAGGCGACGCCAGGCCACCUCGGCUCCAAACCGGAUCGGGCGAAGCUGAUGGCAGACAUUUUAAAGUACGAGCUGACCCGAGCUGUGAGCAGGAGUGUGGACUCCAUUUUCAAAAGCAUGCCGCUUGUACAGACCCCAACUGAGAUGGAGAAUUCAGAAACUACUCUCCCUCCUCAUUUGGCAGAGUGCAUGGAGGAUAAAUUAAGAUGUGGGACGGCAGAGGUUCUGCUCCCUGACGUCCAAACAGAAGCUCUGUCUCUGGUGGUCCAAAAGCCAGAGCUGGAAAGGCCGCGAAACUUCAUCCUCCAGUCUACAUCAGCGGCUCCUCUUACCCCCAAAUCUCCCAUCUUCUUCAGCAGUGAGCCUGAACAAGCAUCGGAGCAAGACAACAUCACACACCAUCGACGGCACAGUUUUAAAUGUUUACCAGGCGGAUGCUCUGAAGGCGGUGAGCCAAGAUUGGACACGUAUUGGAAUUUGGUCAAAGUGAAAUCAAAGGUCACCUCCAGAUGUGUGAGAAGCCCUCACACACACACCGUGCCGGUGGAUCAGGUGAUUCUUGAAAGCCUGCAGCUCCCACAUGUGAAGUUAGAACCAGAUUGCUUCGAGAAAAAUAACCUCUACAUGUUGAACGAGUGUCUGACAACAAACCACCUGAAGAAAGCAAAGCUCAUGUUCUUCUACACUCGCUAUCCGAGCUCAGUGGUGCUGAGGAUGUGCUUCCAUGACGUGCAGUUCACACGCUGCAUCACCUCCCAGCUCAUCAAGUGGUUCAGCAACUUCCGGGAGUUUUACUACAUCCAGAUGGAGAAGUUUGCCCGGAGCGCUCUCCUGGAGGGGGCGCCCGACGUGAGGGAUCUGACUGUAAGCAGAGAAUCAGAACUUUUCAGAUCGCUAAACAUGCACUACAACAAAGCCAACGACUUCCAGGUUCCUGACCGAUUCCUUGAAGUGGCUGAGGUUACACUGAGAGAGUUUUACAUUGCAAUUUCAAUGGGCAAGGAUCGCGACCCAUCCUGGAAGAAGACAAUCUACAAAGUGAUCUGCAAGCUGGACAGUGACGUUCCACCUGAAUUUAAAAGUCAUCACUUUGGAUGAACACCAGCCAAAAAGGCAUCUUGUGCCACAGCGUGGACUUACCGAGUAAUUUUGUUUUGAAUGGGAAAAGAAAGGCAAAUAUAUGGACGGUAAGUAAUAUGGAUGUCAGAAAGAGGAAGAGUAAUGGUUGAUUAUGUAGCUUCAGCUUUUACUAGUUUACAAAAGCUACUAACAUUAACUCAGUGAGUGGUCUUAAAUGUUUUCUGUAUUAAAAGGAAAUCUUUAACAUGUUAGUUUUGAACGUCUUUAGGUUGCAUAAAAAAAAAAAAAUCCAGAUUUGUGAAGGACUUUUUCAAAAUGCACACAAAACAAGGUCCACACCGAAGAGCAAAAAAUAUUUAAUAUUUAACAUACAAAGUACAUUUUAUUUAGAUUAAUACAAUUUCAAAACUUAUUCCACAUGAUUAAAUCUAGCACAUUUACUUCCCAUACUUACCAUAAGUUCAUCAUGUUUGAUUUGUUCUGUCGGUACUCGGGCAAAAUGUCUUCAGGAGGAGAAAUGCUCUUUGCUCUUGUAGCUUCAGGGAAUCCAGGCAGACGAAUCCAGAUUAAAAUCCAGAGUGGGAAAAUUCAAACCCUGGGUUUCCUUCAGUCUUCGAAGAGUUUAAACAUGGAAAAGAAAAAUGUUGAUAACACCAGUGUCUUUUUUUUUUCUAUUACAUGUUAAUAAAUUACAUACAAUAAAUGUAGCUACCCAUACUGAAAAAAAGCAGGGCCUCCUUCUUACAUCCUUACUAAGAAGCUCUAAAUGACCUGACCUCUCCUCAGUUUUCUGGCGACCAACCCAGGUAAAGUCAAAUAUCAAAUUCCACUAUUACCAAAAAAGGAUUGUACUUUCAGGAUUUCAGCAAGACAAAUAUUAUGACCUCUUUAAGUCUGCAGACUUGACAAGUCGUCAAGCAUACAGUCAGUGUUAGUCAAAAGGUCAGUUCCACAAAAGUUGAUUGUUCACAAAGCCGUUUCUAGGCAUAUUAAUGGAAAGUUGAGCUGAAUGAAAGUGUGGUAGGAAAAAGGCGCAGAAGCAACAGGGGUGACUUUAGUUUUUAGAGAACUGUGAAGCAAAGGAUCUUUCAAGAGUUUGGGGGAGAUUCAUAAGAUGUAGAGAGAGUCCAGAGUUGGUUCUGAAAGAGCCGCCAAAUAUAUAUAUUCAAAAUAAUGAUCUAUGACUAUUCCAGUCUUUGUGCUAAACCACUCCUGAAACACAGACAUCAGAAGAGUCUUACCUGGGCUAAGAAGAAAAAGUGCAGGACUGUUGUCCAGCGACUGAAUUAAAAUGUGCUAAUUUGGAAAUCAAGGUCCCAGAGUCUGGAGGAAAAGUGAAGAGGAAUAAAACUGAAGUUGCUUCAGAUCCAAUGUUACGUUUCCAGUCUGCGAUGACUUUGGGUGUCAUCUGCUGGUGUUGGUCCAAAAUCAGAGUGACCACCUGUCAGGACAUUUUUGGGCACUUCAAGCCCGCUUCUUUCGAAAAGCCUUAUGAAGAUGGUGAUUUCACCUCCCAAAAGGAAUUCACAUCUGUUCACACUAAACUAAAUUUUAGUUUUCCUUAUUUGUAUGCUAAGAAUACGGAAAUUGGCAAACUAUACUGAAACAAACACUGCCUGGCCAAAAAAAAAAAAAAAAAAAAGUCUGAUAUUUUGUUGGACCACCUUUAGCUUUGAUUAUGAAACACAUUUCCUGCGGCAUUGUUUUGAAAAGCUGCUGCCAUAUCACAAAUUAUUUUGUAUCAUCUUUUCACCAAGAUCUUGUUUUGAUGAUGGGAGAGUCUGACCACCUCUCAAAGCCAGCAUAUCCCCAGGAUUCUCAAUGGGAUUAAGGUCUCAACUGCAUGGUGGCCAAUCCAUUUGUGAAAAUGAUGUCCCAUGUUCCCUGGACGACUUUCACAAUUGGUCUAAUGAAUCAUUGGCAAAGGUAUAUUUCAAGAUGACAUCAGGGAGGAAAAACUUCAUUGACAAAAUUACCUGAUUAUUCAGCAUCUUCAGGUAGUCAGCUCACCUCAUAAUGUUUUGAACCUAAAUCUGACCAACCCUGGAUCACAGGGCAGGGCUGCCCCCAGGGGCCUGUACAGUAGACACUAGGCAUGUUGAGUGCAUCACUUCAUCUGCCUCUCUUCUUACCCCAAUGUGCCCAUCACUCUGGAAUAGGGUAAAUCUGGGCCCUUCAGACUACAUGAUCUUCUUCCUUUGGUCCAGAGUCGUCUUAUUUUGCUCCUUGCAUAUUUAAACCUUUUUCUCCAGUUAGCUUCAUUGAUUAAUGGUUUUCUUAUGGCUACACAGCUGUUGAGUGCCAAUCGAAUGGAUUCCCUUUCCAUUGUGCAAAUAGAAAUAUUUUUACUGGCAUUUAACAGUUUUUAACCCAUUUUUAGUAGUUUCUCCAGUCUCACUAGAUGUUUUCUCUGCUUGGUGCCAGUGAUUUCCCCUUUCUUAAACAGACCAACAUCUUUUCCACAACCACGGGAUGCGUCUUUCGACAUGGUUGUUUAAGAAAUGAGAAGCUACUCAUUGCAUCUUUAGGGGUUAAAUAACAUGUUACCAUAAGAGAUAAGUGACCAUGCACUAAUUAUCCAACAGGAGGCUCAAACGUAAUUACUUGGUUUGGCAACUUUUUUUUUUUUUUUUUUCCACGCAGGGGAGAAUUUUUAAAAAUAAUUAAUAAAAGUAUAAAUAUGAUUAAUGGAUUGAAUUACAAGUAAAUUAAUUUUUCAAUAUGAAGAUUAUAAGAUAAUGUUUUGAAACAUUCUGUUUGCAGUAUUGUUUGGAUAUCUGCUAUUUGGGUGUUAGCAUUCAUGACCUAUUAAGACUAUAACAAGA